Messenger RNA from Leptomonas pyrrhocoris, 1812 nucleotides. RefSeq lists its product as hypothetical. Lineage: Eukaryota; Euglenozoa; Kinetoplastea; Trypanosomatida; Trypanosomatidae. Bases 19 to 1812 code for a protein of 597 amino acids. The record is from RefSeq and is a predicted model, not a curated record. The transcript has a single exon.
GCUUACAGUUUGUUGCUGAUGUCGGCCACGGAAUUCAGACGUCGGGUGACAUCGCUGGGCCGUCGUCAGGUGCUGACGUUUGGCGCGGCAGCCACCGGUUUCUGCGGACUCGGUGGCUACAUCUAUUACCAGAGGAUACAUCUUCCGGAUUUUCAGCGGGAAGAGCUCAAGCGGAAGAUGCCGGUGCCUGUGCGGAAGACGAGCCUGUAUGUAGCCGGCACCGCGAAGGGCGAUGGCUUACUUCCUGAAACGAGGACGAUGCCGACGGUGGUGUUCUACAUCUUCGCGGCCUACCGUAUGGUUCUGCUCUUUGUGAGGUGUGUACCAGUGGUUUGGUAUGGGUUCCUCGCGUUCGGCCUGCAUCUGUGCCCAGAGAAGGUGUUUUAUAACAAAAUUGCCGCCUUUCUCUCUUCCAUGGGACCGAGCUACAUCAAGCUUGGCCAAUGGAUGGCGACGCGGCCGGACUUCUUUCCCGAUGAGAUGUGCGCCACGUUGGAGACACUAUACGAUCGGACAGCGCCGCACAGUUGGUCCCACACCGAAAAAAUUCUCCGCGCAAAGUUCACGGACGGCCCGUUUAAAGGGCAAAACGCUCUUCGUUUCAUCUCCGAAGUGGAGAAGGUUCCUAUCAACAGCGGAAGCAUCGCACAAGUGCACAGAGCAAAGCUUCGCGAGUCCAUUGAUGGCGUUCCUGCAGGGACGGAGCUGGCGCUCAAAGUUACGCACCCUCACAUCUGCGAGGAGGUCGCUGCAGAUCUUGUCGCUAUGCGCCUUUUUGUAACCGUUGGCAACAAGCUUAUUCCUGGGAUGAGGUACUUCAACCUGGAUGCGAGUAUCAAGGAAUUCUCGUCGCUUAUCCGGUCGCAGCUCAACCUUCUUGUGGAGAGUGACAACUUGAAGCAAUUCAAGUACAACUUCCGCGACGUCAACGGUGUCAUUUUCCCGACCCCGCUGGACUCGCUUUCGACGGAGAACGUGUUGUUUGAAACCUUUGAGGUGGGCCAACCGGUCCAAGGAGUUCCGACCAGCGAGGAGAAUUCUGACUUUGCGGAGCUGGGAUGUCACAUGUUUCUGAAGAUGCUGUUUGAAGACAACUUCGUGCAUUCCGACUUGCAUCCUGGCAACGUGCUCUUGCGCACAAACAACAUCGAAGGAACCAGGCAGUACUACCCGGAUGGCAAGCGGAAACUCCACCGCGAAAUUAUCAUCCUUGACACUGGGCUUGUCACAACCCUGUCGAAAGACGAGCGCAACAAUUUCAUCUCUCUUUUUGCGGCUGUUGCGUGUGGAGAUGGUGAACUCGGCGCCGAGCUGAUGAUGGAUCGUCUUCCACCGUCGCUGCAGAAAACGCAGAGUCCCCAAGAUCGCGAGCGCUUCAAGAAGGAGAUGAAGGCCGUUUUUGACAUGGUCGCACCGGGUAACCACGGCUUCCGACUCAGCACGGUUCAGAUUGGCGCUGUGCUGGCGAAGGUGAUGAGGACUGUGCGAGAGAACCGGAUGCCGCUGGACGGCAACUUCGCGUCUCUCGUGCUGACCGUGAUUGUUGGCGAAGGUCUGGGACGAAAGCUCUCUCCCGACUUCAACAUCUUCGCAGAGUCUGCCCCAUACCUGGUGGCUUUCUUGGAGGAUGGCGAGCUGUACUUUCUGGCCAACAAACUUCAGCAAACGUACGGAGCUACAGCCUUAUUGCGAGACGCGUCGGCGAUGGUUCGCCCGAGGAAGGCUUCCACAUAUAUGGAAAUGGGAGCGAGAAAGGUUUCGAGUGUGCUGCGGAAAAUUUUCUCAUCCGAUGAGACACCGGCGCACGGUUAA